AAAUGAGAAGCGAAUGAACGCGUAGUCGCGCUAUCUACGCAUAUACGACCGCUGAUAAACCCGAGUACAUCAGUUGAGCAGUUGAUAGUCGCAGUGAGGUUUCAGUGCCCGGUGGAUCGAAUCCAGAAUAAAAAUGCCGCGCCUACCGUUCACUUUCAGAGGAUACGUCGCUCCGGUAUUCACGCCGUUUCUAAACGACAGUACAAGGAGCUUGAACCUAUCCUUCAUACCGCAAUAUGCCCAAUUUCUUCUGGAACGCGGAAUCCCCGGAGUGCUCGUCAACGGGUCGCUGGGCGAGGGACCCUCGAUGAAUGUUGAAGAAAGAAAAUCCGUACUCGAAGCUUGGGUACGCGCUGUUAAAUCAACGAAACAACACUUGAUGGUGCAAAUUGGGGGAGGCUCCCUACCCGACGUCCUCGAAUUGGCAAAGCAUGCUGAAAAGCUUGGCGUCGAUUCUAUCCUCUGUCUUCCGGAACUUUAUUUCAAGCCUAAGACGCCCAAACAAUUAGUAGAGUACUUGCGAAUCGUCGGUCAAGCCGCCCCCAGAACACCGUUGCUUUACUACCACGUACCGAUGUUCUCGAAUGUUGAUAUAAACAUGGUUGAGUUCUUGGAGGCAGUCGGUAAUCGGAUUCCAUCUUUUGUCGGCAUGAAAUUCACCAGCCCAAACCUUUCCGAGGCAACGGAUGCCAUGCACGUUAACGAUAAGGAGUUCGCCAUUUUUGUGGCCACUGAUCAGACGUUAGCAGGUGCCUUUGUUCUAGGACACGAUUCCGCAAUAGCGGGGACGCUGAAUGUGUUUGGUGAUCAAUUAGUCGAUAUACAAAAAGCCAGUAAAUCAGGGGAGUGGAAAAAAGCCCAAGAAAUACAGAAAACUGUAGCAAAAUCCAUAGCUGCCGUUAUCCAACAUGGUCACUUUGUCGAGACCAUGAAAGUCGCAAUGGCACUUCUAACACCGUUCGAUAUGGGACCUCCUAGAGCCCCAUUAUGCCCCGCUUCUGCCGAAAAAGCUGCCGCGAUAAGAGAAAGUUUGAAAGCUUUGGGUUACCAGCUUUCUAAUUGAAUGAGGAUUGUUUCGCCACCUUCGUAAACUUGAUUACGUCUAACGCGUGAUUGUUUGAGGAAGUUCAACUUUUGUAAUUGCAAGAUACAAUAAAACAGAUUGUAUAUUCUCUUAA
Messenger RNA from Neodiprion fabricii, 1178 nucleotides. Its product is annotated as N-acetylneuraminate lyase-like. Gene Ontology annotation, molecular function: N-acetylneuraminate lyase activity; 4-hydroxy-tetrahydrodipicolinate synthase activity. The transcript has 8 exons. Gene Ontology annotation, biological process: N-acetylneuraminate catabolic process. Bases 134 to 1063 code for a protein of 309 amino acids. Lineage: Eukaryota; Metazoa; Arthropoda; Insecta; Hymenoptera; Diprionidae. The record is from RefSeq and is a predicted model, not a curated record.